GCAGUGCAGCUGCGGCCCGAGCUCCCCGCACAUCUCCUUCCGCCAUGGAGAUGCAGCAAAAGAGACCCUCCUCCACCUCCUCAUGUGACGUCACCGGAGCUGGUCCAGUCACGUUACAGCUGAGAAAUAAUUUAAGGAAAAACAAGCCGAGCAGCUCAGCCACCGUGGCCGGUGCGAGCCGGCUCGUACUGCAUGCGGGUGUCUGUUUAUUUUUUUCGUUUUUUAUUUAAAACCAUCGCUUUGAUUUAACUUUUUGUUUUAGCCCCGUGAUAAGCAAAGGAGAUGAGGGGACUCCUACCGUGUUACCGGGGCCUGCGUACUCUGAGUAACCGUCCAGCCGCUGGAAAAGCGGGGCUUGUGGGUUCUCAGUGCGGGCUUAGCGGAACUCAUUCUUAUACCAAGCCACAGCCAAGGUUUGGCCUGUUGUUUGACAUCGAUGGCGUGCUUGUUCGGGGAAGGAUGCCAAUCCCUGCGGCCAAGAAGACGUUUGAGAAGUUGGUCAACUCUCAGGGACAGUUUGUGGUGCCAGUAGUUUUUGUCACAAACGCAGGGAACUGCCUCCGACAAACUAAAGCUGACCAGCUCUCUCACAUCCUGGGAGUGCCUAUUAAUCAAGAGCAAGUCGUCAUGUCCCACAGUCCUUUGAGAAUGCUGAAAAAGUUCCACGACAAAUGUGUUUUGGUGUCCGGACAGGGCCCCGUCCUGGAUAUUGCUACAAAUGUUGGCUUUAAGAAUGUAAUCAGCAUCGACAUGCUGAGGGAGUCGUACCCACUGCUGGACAUGGUGGAUCACAACAGGAGACCCAAACUUCCGACCAACUCUGUAAUCAAUCUUCCUAAAGUUGAAGCUGUAGUUUUGUUUGGGGAGCCUAUUCGAUGGGAAACCAACCUGCAGCUGAUCAUUGACGUCCUGUUGACUCACGGUAACCCCAGUGGCGUACACCAAUCCCAAGUGAUGCCCCACCUCCCCCUUCUGGCCUGUAACAUGGACCUCAUGUGGAUGGCUGAGGCUAAUUCUCCACGGUUUGGCCAUGGAACCUUUCUUGUUUGCCUGGAGAACAUCUUUAAGAAGAUAACAGGGAGGGAGCUGAAGUACGAGGCUCUCAUGGGAAAGCCCAGUGAACUGACCUACCACUUCGCUGAGUCCCUCAUCAGAAGCCAAGCCUUGGAGAGGCAAUGGAAACUUCCCAUCACUACUCUUUAUGCUAUAGGAGAUAACCUGAUGACUGACAUCUACGGCGCCAACCUGUACAAUCGUUACCUGGAAGAGAGAGUCGCAGAGAAGAACCCCAAAGCUGUGGCAAAGAUGGCCGCCGUCACCGGGUCCGCCGCCACGGUGCCGGGGGUGGAGGAGUCCGACAGCCUGUGGGAAAGCGAGCUAGCGCUGCCCUCUGCCACCUCCUGCAAGUCCGUCCUGGUGUGCACGGGCGUGUACAACCACAGCGUCGACGUGCCGUCCGACCCCCACCGCUGCAUCAAAGAGACCGUGUUCCACGGGCACCGGGACUUCCGCUUCGAGCCCGCUCUGGUGGAGCCCGACUACAUCGUUCAGGACGUGGCGGAGGCCGUCGAUCUCAUCUUCGAGCACGAGAAGUUUGCGCCUCAGUAGAGUUUGCGAGGACGACGUGAACCCGGGAGCACGCCACUUAACGCAUUAACGUGUAGGAGCACAACACUGGACAUUAACGGGGCAUUGAGAAAAUAUAUUCAGCAUUCAAACUUAGAACAAACCGUCUGUUAGCGCCAUCCGCUCUUUUACAUGGUUUUUGUGCUAACGUCAACCACCCGUUUGUCAAAGAAUUGCCUUAUUUGACCCUCUAAGUGUUUUUUAGACUUGUUGUAGAUGAUUACAACUCCUGAAGCCAUCCUGUAUUUAUUACAAGUUACCACUGUUUUAUAUUAAGACACAAUUUUCAUUAACCGCGACAGAUUCUUUCUUUAUUUUUUUUGCUCAUCCAUUUAUCCUGGUAAACCUACCUAUGCAUGAAAAACAGAGUAACACCUGUACUGUAACAGCUGUCUGUGCAAUAUUGUCCUGUAGUAGUACUGUCUGUCUGUCCGUCGGUCUGCAUUUUGUGUAGCUGUGAGGCUCAUGGCCAUAUUUGCACAGACUCAGUUUCUUUAUGAAACUUCUGACCGUAUCGCAGUAUUAUUUUGUAUGUUUUCAGAUUUGCUCCUCAGCAGAAAAAGCUUCUAAAAUCCAUCCAUAGUGUUUACCUUCAUCUUCAUUUAUUGUAAAUAUUUUACCUUGAGAAAAAAAAGCAGAAGAAAUCCUUACAACAGUUCAA
Oryzias melastigma (Indian medaka) is the source of this 2287-nucleotide messenger RNA. RefSeq lists its product as uncharacterized. NCBI's taxonomy places the organism in Eukaryota, Metazoa, Chordata, Actinopteri, Beloniformes, Adrianichthyidae. The transcript is spliced from 8 exons. Gene Ontology annotation, cellular component: mitochondrion. The record is from RefSeq and is a predicted model, not a curated record. The coding region runs from base 283 to 1608 and encodes 441 amino acids. Gene Ontology annotation, biological process: glycerophospholipid biosynthetic process.